Messenger RNA from Pan troglodytes (chimpanzee), 2798 nucleotides. RefSeq names its product cytochrome c oxidase assembly factor 8 (gene COA8). Gene Ontology annotation, cellular component: mitochondrion. NCBI's taxonomy places the organism in Eukaryota, Metazoa, Chordata, Mammalia, Primates, Hominidae. The record is from RefSeq and is a predicted model, not a curated record. The coding region runs from base 16 to 561 and encodes 181 amino acids. Gene Ontology annotation, biological process: intrinsic apoptotic signaling pathway. The transcript is spliced from 5 exons.
CCUCGCGCCGUCGCAAUGCUGCCGUGCGCCGCGGGGGCCAGGGGGCGUGGGGCCAUGGUGGCCUUGCGGGCGGGGAAGAAGACCCUUCUCCCCCCUCUCUGCCGCGCCUUCGCCUGCCGCGGCUGUCAACUCGCUCCGGAGCGCGGCGCCGAGCGCAGGGAUACGGCGCCCAGCGGGGUCUCAAGAUUCUGCCCUCCAAGAAAGUCUUGCCAUGAUUGGAUAGGACCCCCAGAUAAAUAUUCAAACCUUCGACCUGUUCACUUUUACAUACCUGAAAAUGAAUCUCCAUUGGAACAAAAGCUUAGAAAAUUAAGACAAGAAACACAAGAAUGGAAUCAACAGUUCUGGGCAAACCAGAAUUUGACUUUUAGUAAGGAAAAAGAAGAAUUUAUUCACUCAAGACUAAAAACUAAAGGCCUGGGCCUGAGAACUGAAUCAGGUCAGAAAGCAACAUUGAAUGCAGAAGAAAUGGCGGACUUCUACAAGGAAUUUUUAAGUAAAAAUUUUCAGAAGCACAUGUAUUAUAACAGAGACAAAGUCUCACUGUGUUGCCCAGGCUAGUCUAGGGAUGAGAGCCUCCUGGAUUUGGGGUGCGGCCCUGAAAGACACAGAGACACACAGCAGGGAAGAGCAGAUGAGGUGGAGGCAGAGGCUGGAGGGACGUAGCUGCAAGCGCAGGAGCACCAAGGGCCGGUGGAACCGCAGAAACCGCAGCGAGGGAGCCAGCCCUGCGGACACUUUGAUUCCGGACUUCCAUCGCAGAACUGAGAGACAGAAUCAAUCCCUGUCGUCCUGAGCCCCCAGCGUGGGGUGCUGUGGUGCAGCCACAGGAAACACGUGCUUUCCAGAAUGACAGCUGGUGUCCGCAGAACAGCAGGAACUCAUCAGCAUUUGGAAGUGAGACUGGGUGGAUGUGCAGUCCCGGAAAAGGAGGCGGAGAUUUAUGUCUGGUGGCGGGGAGCCCGUGUGUUCAGCAGCUUCUGGAAGGAAUCGAUAGAUGGAAGCUGCUAGAGGCGUUGCUGACAGCCUCUCCUUGAGGCCAGACUCCAGAGCUGGAACCUGGUAGAAGCCUUAGUCUCCUCAUUUACCGCAGCGGUGACGGGUGGGGCAGUGUGAGAUCUGAGCCGAGGACCCGCAUCAAAGUCCCCUUUCGGCUUCUCCAUCUGUGACGUGGGUUGCACCUGCCCUGACUGCCGCUUACGAGAGAUGGUGAGCAGUGCUCUGUGCUGCGUGGCCGUGACUGCCGAGGUUCUGUGAAGAUGGGAACCACGGGCUGAAAGCAAUAGAGCCCCCAGACCACCAGGGUCAGCUCGCCCGCGCCCCCACCCAUCUUCUUUCUGAAGGCUGCGCUUUUCCUUUUCAAUAUGACCUAAGCCCUUUGCAGGAUAUCUCCAUUCGCACAUUUCCUUACUCAGGGUCUGGGUCUGCCCUGCAGAGCUGAGCUGAACGGCACGAUCAGGACUUUCUAUUGGGACAAUUGGAUGCGACCCCCCCCCCCCACCGCCGGCUCUGCCCUCCUCCUGUUUCCACAGGUCUGGAGACGUUCCCUCUGCCCAGGUGGGGGCCGUGGCUAGAAGUCCACCUCUGCUGGAGGUGCCCAAACCCCAUGCCUCUUGCCCCCAGAUUGCCUUUCCCUUGGACGUUGCCCGAGGCAUGUGGUCCCAGUUGGCCAACAUGGAGCUUAGUUGGGAGGAUGUGAGUGGCCUUCUCCUCCCAAAGAUGAUCGUGAAUCCUCGGGGGCUGAGAAACCUGCUGAGAGAGAAAGAAAACAGUGGGAACAGUGCCUACAGCUGCGCUUCCUCGGUAGACAGGAGGCAGGGCUGCUGGGGGAGGGAAAAGGGAAGCCGGCCGGGGUGGGGGUGGAGAAGGUGGGGUCCCUGGAGGAGAACUCACCCUGGAGGAGUUUAACAAUAGGAGAGGUGGGUGGGAGCAUGGAGGUGUCUCCCAUACACCACCCCUGCCUCUGGGGGUAGAGGUGCCACCCCAAGGAACUGGGCUUGUGAACUCAAAGAACGCGAGAGGAUUGGGCCGCCCCAACCUGCAUGCCCAUCCCCAGCCUGCUGCAGUGUGUUCCUGGGGGGGCCUGUGGGCCUAAGCCAAGCAGUGCCUGGCAUUCUCCUGGCCACAGACAAGGGUCCAAGGUGGGCUGGUAACCUUGGGAGGUGGAAUCCAAGUGAAGCCUGGGGCAUUAUGGAUGCUUUGGGGGACAAGCUUCUCCUGCUGGCCAGUGGGGACCGCAGAUACAACGUCUGGAACUGCUCUGGCCAUUUCUGCUUCUACAGAGGAGCCAGACUGACCUCCAGCCACACAGCCAUGCAGACACUGGGAGGCAGAGCCAAGAAAGCCGUAGGGACCCCCAGUGUAGGGUCCGGGAGCUCAAGGGCAACCACAGCCUGCUCAUCUGGGUGCCUACAUGAGCCAACAGCCCUUCUGUAGUUUAACCAGUUGAAUCAUCUAGGAUUCCAGCAAGAAAUAGGAUUCCUGGGCCAGGCGCGAUGGCUCCCACCUGUAAUCCCAGCACUUUGGGAGGCUGAGGAGGGUGAGGGUGGAUCACCUGAGGUCAGGAGUUUGAGACCAGCCUGGCCAACAUGGUGAAACCCCAUCUCUACUAAAAAUACAAAAAUUAGCCAGGUGUAGUGGCGGGUGCCUGUAAUCCUAGCUACUUGGGAGGCUGAGGCAGGAGAAUCACUUGAACCUGGGAGGCAGAGGUUGCAGUGAGCUGAGACUGCGCCACUAUACUCCAGCCUGGGCGACAGAGUGAGACUUUGUCUCAAAAAAAAAAAAAAAAGAAAAGAAAA